AUGUCGUCGCUCCAGAGGUGCCUGCCGUGGCUGAUCCUCCUCCUGGUGCUCCGCGGCGGCGGCGGGGGGACGGCGGUGGCGGUGGCGGCGGCCAGGAAGGUGCCGGCGAUCAUCGUGUUCGGCGACUCCUCGGUGGACACGGGCAACAACAACUUCAUCCCGACCAUCGCGCGGAGCAACUUCUGGCCCUACGGGCUCGACUUCGCGGACGGCCACCCCACGGGCCGCUUCUCCAACGGCCGCCUCGCCACCGACUUCAUCUCCGAGGCCUUCGGCCUGCCCGCCUCCAUCCCGGCCUACCUCGACACCACCCUCACCAUCGACGACCUCGCCGCGGGCGUCUCCUUCGCGUCCGCCUCCACCGGCCUCGACAACGCCACCGCCGGCAUCCUGUCCGUGAUCACCAUGGCGGAGCAGCUGGACUACUUCAGGGAGUACAAGCUGCGGCUGAAGCUGGCCAAGGGCGACGCGCGCGGCGAGGAGAUCAUCCGCGAGGCGCUAUACAUCUGGAGCAUCGGCACCAACGACUUCAUCGAGAACUACUACAACCUGCCGGAGCGCCGGAUGCAGUACACGGCGGCGGAGUACGAGGCGUACCUGCUGGGGCUCGCCGAGUCGUCCAUCCGCGCCGUGCACGCGCUCGGCGGCAGGAAGAUGGACUUCACGGGGCUCACGCCCAUGGGCUGCCUCCCCGCCGAGCGCAUGGGCAACCGCGGCGACCCCGGGCAGUGCAACGAGGAGUACAACGCCGUCGCGCGGAGCUUCAACGCCAAGCUGCAGCAGGCCGUCGUCCCCAAGCUCAACAAGGAGCUCCCCGGCCUGCACCUCGUCUACGCCGACACCUACGACGUCCUCGACGCCGUCGUCAGGAAGCCCUCCGACUACGGUUUUGAGAACGCAGAGCGAGGGUGCUGCGGGACGGGGAUGUUCGAGGCCGGCUACUUCUGCAGCCUGAGCACCUCGCUGCUAUGUACGAACCCCGACAAAGGGAGUAUAUAUUACAGCAUGACAGAAGAACUCCUUCAAGAAUGCAGCAGUGCCGCAUCUAGGUUUACAAACAAAAUGUCAAACUCAAGAUGA
Molecule: messenger RNA, 1080 nt
Organism: Triticum turgidum subsp. durum (durum wheat)
Lineage: Eukaryota; Viridiplantae; Streptophyta; Magnoliopsida; Poales; Poaceae
Source: the annotation of a GenBank genome assembly